Staurois parvus is the source of this 400-nucleotide messenger RNA. The record is from the annotation of a GenBank genome assembly. NCBI's taxonomy places the organism in Eukaryota, Metazoa, Chordata, Amphibia, Anura, Ranidae.
CACUGAUGAUCAGUGUGCCCUGAUGAUCAGUGUGGCCCCAGAAGUGCCACCUGUCAGUGCUCAUCAGUGCCACGUGCCAGUGCCCAUCAAUGCCACAUAUCAGUGCAUACCAGUGCACAGCAAUGCCACAUAUCAGUGCCCAUCUGAGCUGCCUUUCAAUGUCACCCUCAGUGCCGCCUAUCACUGCCAGUCAGUGCUGCCUAUCAGUGCAAUAUAUCAGUGCUGCCUUUCAGUGCCCAUCAGUGAUGCCUGUCAAUACCCAUCAGUGCCACCUACCAGUGCCUCCUCAUCAGUGCCACCUAUCAGUGUCCAUCAGUGCAGCCUAUCAGUGCCCAUCACUGCAGCCUCAUUAGCGCACAUCAGUGAAGGAGAAAAAUCACUUUUUUACAAAAUUGUAUAA